Oppia nitens is the source of this 2126-nucleotide messenger RNA. RefSeq names its product atypical kinase COQ8B, mitochondrial-like (gene Coq8). The transcript is spliced from 3 exons. The record is from RefSeq and is a predicted model, not a curated record. NCBI's taxonomy places the organism in Eukaryota, Metazoa, Arthropoda, Arachnida, Sarcoptiformes, Oppiidae. Gene Ontology annotation, biological process: ubiquinone biosynthetic process. Gene Ontology annotation, cellular component: extrinsic component of mitochondrial inner membrane. Gene Ontology annotation, molecular function: kinase activity. Bases 126 to 2126 code for a protein of 666 amino acids.
CAUAACAUUACUACUGAAUGUCCAUUAAAUAGUGUAUCAUAUGAUUGAUAUGUUUUAUAAAUUUAGAUAAAUUUAUUAGUUAUUAAUAUAUUAAGUGAUUUAACUGAUUGUCCAAAACAUAUGACAUGUCAUCAAACAAUUAUCGUAUUUUAUUACACUUCUUGAAUCAAUUGGAUUCAUCGUUAAGAAUUGGUUUGCGACUCAGGAACCGAUCGGUCGAUGACUUAUUGUUUAAAAACUUUUUCAAUGAUAUUCGUCGCGAUAUUAACCACCGAUGCAGAGACAGUAAUCGUAAUGUCACCAAAAGUUUGUUUAGACCAUUGUCUACAAGAAAUGGCAAAAUUAGAUCAAACCGGCUAAACAGUGCCGAAGUAGUCGACAGGUCUUAUAUGAUAUACGAAGGCGUCCGACAAUACAUGCAAUACAUUGCUAAACAUAAUAUGAAAUCAAGUGUUUUGUCACCAUUUAGUUCAUCACUUGAAGUUGAGAUACCGAUUCAAAGACAAGAUAACAAACAUACAAAUGAUGGAGAUAAUUAUGACAUAAAUUUUAAAACUCAUCGCAAAACACAUGAAAUACCUGUUGAAAACCAGACAUUUAAUGAAAAUAUUACCAAAAGUUCAGCAGUUAAUGAAAGUUUGGCUAAAAGUAUAACUAGUGAUGAAAAUGUAUUAAAUGGUGUCAACGAUGUUAAUACUAAAAUCAUAACAAAUAAAUCAAUUGGAAAUAUCACUUCGAGACCUAAUAAUAAUUUGCAGCAAACUUUAAGCCAGAAAUCAAAGGAGCGCAAAGUGCCGGCUAAUCGGGUGAGUCGUAUGGCAUCAUUCGGAAGUUUGGCUAUCGGUCUUGGAUUCGGUGCUCUCGAAGAGCUAACAAAAAAAACUUUGGGUUUUACUUCUUCAGCAAAUAAUGAGAAAACAAUUUUAGGAUCAAAUCCGUUGUUGACUGAAGCGAAUGCCAAUAGAAUUGUUGACACAUUAUGUCGAGUGAGAGGAGCGGCACUUAAAUUAGGACAAAUGCUUAGCAUUCAAGACAACAAUUUAAUUAGUCCUGAAUUACAAAAAAUAUUUGAAAGAGUUAGACAAUCGGCAGACUUUAUGCCGAUUAAGCAAAUGAGGAAAGUUUUGAAGGAAGAGUUGGGCGAUGAUUGGCAAACAAAGUUUAAAAGUUUUGAUGAGAAACCAUUUGCAGCCGCAUCUAUAGGUCAGGUCCAUAGAGCCACUCUUCAUAAUGGUCUGGAAGUUGCCGUCAAAAUACAAUAUCCAGGCGUUGCUGACGGCAUUGAAAGUGAUAUCAGAAACUUGUUAUCGAUUCUUAAAUUUGGAAACUUCUUACCCGAAGGUCUGUUCGUUGAGAAUAUUAUGCAAUACGCGAGAAAAGAGUUGAGUUGGGAAGUGGAUUACGUUAGGGAAGCAUUAAUGCAACGCAAAUAUAAAGAAAUACUUACCACACAUCUCAACACUGAAGGCUUUUAUGUACCAAAAGUUAUUGAAGAGUUGUCCACUAAAAAAGUAUUUACUUCUGAGUUGAUUUCUGGAAUAUCUGUUGAUAGACUCGAGACAACUGAUUCUGUACCACAAGAAGUCAAAAGUCGUAUCGCACGACAACUAAUGAAACUCUGUUUACGAGAAAUCUUUGAAUUUAAAUUCAUGCAAACAGAUCCCAAUUGGUCUAACUUUUACUAUGAUAUGAAUACUGGUGUUAUUAAUUUGUUAGACUUUGGCUCUACUCGUGAUUUUAGUAAAGAAUUUGUCAACAAAUAUAUGGAUGUCAUUAAAGCUUCUGCCGAUCAGGACAGGGAACGAGUGGUUGAAUGCUCGAAGACUAUUGGGUUUCUCACCGGAUAUGAGACACAGGUAUUUGAGAGGACACACACCAAUGCAAUCAUGAUUUUAGGCGAAGCCUUUUCAACGGAAGGAGAGUUUGAUUUUGGAGACCAAAAGUUAACAAAAAGAAUACACGACUUAAUGCCUGUUCUUCUUAAAUAUCGUUUGACUCCACCGCCAGAAGAAAUAUAUUCACUUCAUAGGAAAAUAUCCGGUCUUUUCAUGUUAUCCUCAAAACUUAGGGCUAAAUUCAAAUGUAAAGAAAUAUUUGACGACAUUUAUAAUAAUUAUGAAUAUUAG